AUGCUCGUCAAGGUGGUUGAAGGCAUUGCUGUGACGGCGGACAGGGUCGAGGGGCUGCGCGCCUGGGAUCUCAAGAGUCGGAGUUUGAUCGCCCAGAUUGCCACUGGCGACCACGGAUCUGAUGCCGCGCCGAGCUGCAUCGCCGUUGACGAGGCCGAGCUCGAACGCGGGAUUUUGGACAUCGCUUUGGGCUUCAGCGACGGAAGUUUCGGCCUCUGGAGACUGUUCGCCAACAAGAAGCGCCUGGAGCGACGGUACCUGCAUGAAAAGUCGAGCAACGGCGAGCUGAUUGCUGUGGCCCUGUCGUACCCGUAUCUACUCACGGCUACCGGGGAGGUUCUGGUAUCUCUCUACACCUUCGACGUUCCCAACGCUGCCGAGACUGGGCAGGUAACGCGGCAGAAACCUAGCAAGUCGGUCCCCGGGAGCCAGGCAGCCGAUAAGCUGCCUCCGCCCUACCUGCUGACUUCGCUGGAUUCUCGCACUUCCCGCCCGCCCCUGGCAUUGUCAAUCCGCCGCGUGGGGAAGACCACAACAAUUGCAUCUGUGGCCUAUACCUUCUCUACCCGCCGGGGCUGGUCGAUCGGAAUUCAAGACUUGCACAUUCGCCAGCCCACCACGGAUUCUCUUCUGGCCGCCCCGGACAUCAGCACUACCCGGAUAGCCUACACCACUCCAGUGGAAACGGCUGGUCCUUCCCAUUCUCCGCGCACUCCGCCAGCAACGCCUCGGCCUCGGCGUGGUCUCGCAGCACCCGCGUCUUCGCCUACAUCCAGCCACGCCGACCCCGAGGCCAUAGAACCCGGCCCGACGACCCUCUGCUACACGCAUCCCUACCUUCUGGCCACGCUCCCGGAUAACACGCUCGUGCUUCACAUGUGCACGUCCAAUGCCUCCUCGCUCUCGAUCUCGGACGGCAUCCGGCUGUGGGGCCACACCUCCGGGAUCAGCGACGCCGAGAUCACAGCCCGCGGUAAGGCCGUCAGCGUCAGCACCCGCGGCGAGGAGAUGCGCGUGUGGGAGCUCGAGGGCCGGCUGGCCAGCAGCGGCGCCGGCAGCCGCAGCGUCGAGAUCCGCCCGUGGCAGUCGCCGGGCAGGGGCGGUGCGCCGGGCGGCGGCCCGGCCGGCGACGGCCUCCACGCCGGCGACCCGGCGCGCGACUGGGACGAGCGGCGGAAUUGGGUCGGUUUUGACGACGAGAUGGUCAUUGUCCUCAAGGAGAGGGAGGGCGCGAGGGAGAGCCUGAUGGUUUAUGACUUCACCUGA
This is a messenger RNA of Thermothielavioides terrestris NRRL 8126, 1266 nucleotides long. RefSeq lists its product as uncharacterized. Lineage: Eukaryota; Fungi; Ascomycota; Sordariomycetes; Sordariales; Chaetomiaceae. The coding region runs from base 1 to 1266 and encodes 421 amino acids. The transcript has 2 exons. The record is from RefSeq and is a predicted model, not a curated record.